Oreochromis aureus is the source of this 1473-nucleotide messenger RNA. RefSeq lists its product as uncharacterized. The transcript is spliced from 7 exons. The record is from RefSeq and is a predicted model, not a curated record. Gene Ontology annotation, biological process: negative stranded viral RNA replication; autophagosome assembly. Gene Ontology annotation, cellular component: autophagosome membrane. Lineage: Eukaryota; Metazoa; Chordata; Actinopteri; Cichliformes; Cichlidae. Bases 134 to 931 code for a protein of 265 amino acids.
GUCACGCUGAUCAGUGAACAGGGAGGAGCUGUGAAACUUUGCUGAGUGCAUUUAAUUCCUGCGUGGAUGGCACAGACUUCAUGUGAGGGCUGAAGACGCUGUAAUCCCGCUGCUUUAGUAUAGUCUAUUCUGGAUGCGCAAACGUGACAGGUUUUUCCUUAAAGUGUCCAUUAUAAUGGAAAGUUGGAAGAAUCACGUGCGCCAAGGGCUGCAGCAUAGGGACCACAGAGAAAAGCUCCCGUUUGUUGGCGUUUUCACAAGCUUGUCUCAGCUGGAGGAACGCUUUGAACUUCGCGAAGAGAUUUUGGCUGAUGUUCAGUCUCAGAGUUUAGAAAGACAUGGAGUUGAGGUUGGGGGAAACGCCACACUGCUUCGACUCCAGCUGAGAGAGAGUGAGCACCUGGUAGAUAAGUUAUCUCAAACUGUCUCCGACCUAACCACCGUCCUCCAUCUCAAAGAAGCUGAACUACAGUACUGGCAAUCACGUGUGUCUCAGUUCCAUCAAGAGGCACUUACUCUGGCUAAAGGGAGUAACACCCUGAAGGAAGCCCUUUCAGAAUAUGAGUUCACCAUAGAGUGUCAAUCCAAAGAGUUAGCAGCCCUGCGUGUGGAUCGGCAAUGCCUAAAGGAAGCUCUUGCAGAUGCACUGGGAGAGAAAGAACGGCUAUUGCAGCGAUGGAUGGAGGAAAAAAAAGAGGAAGCGGACAGGCUGAAUAAUUACAAUGUCACUCAGGCAAGGUGGCAACAUUUGACCAAACAUCUGAAGAAGCACCUCCAGAAAGGUGUGGGGAAAGAGCGUGAGCCCACACUGACCAACCCUUCCAGUGAUGCAGCACAGUCUACAUCAGCCAUUCAGAGGAUCAAUAUUCCAACAGAUAUGCACAGUGGACUCCCAGACCAGUGUCAUGUCUCGGGUCCACCACAGGCCUAAUAUUCCCUUCAGAUCCCAGGGAGAACUUUUUUUUUCUUCUCCCCAGUGCUUAUAGAUGAAAUGAUGACAUAAAUAAUGAAAAUGUAGUUUGUUUUUCUUUCGUUAGGACAAAUUGCUCACAUGGAUCUAUUUUAUUUUUAUUAUUUAUCUAAAAAUAUAUUUAAAGAUCCACUAUACUAUGCAAAUGUGUUUGUGACGUAUAGUUAGUGCCUAAUUUUACAUCACAAGUCACCCUGAAGUUUAGCUGAUCACAUGUGGACGUUGUCUUCAUGAUCAACGCUUCAAACCCUUCUGGUUCUAUGAUUCUUUUUCUUUUAAUAAAUUAACCUUUGAAACAACUUCAUCUGGUUUUCAGUUGUUUGAGGGUUUUUUUUUUUAACAUUUUAAUUACUGUUCAACAAAUUAAACAUUUAAUAAUUUUGAAAAAUCAAGCUCAGUGUUAGUUUACUGUACACUCUUGUAUGUAAUUAUGUGUUACUGUCUUCUUUAUCACCUGUAAAAGAAAAUAAAGAGACUUUUAUGCCUAUUUUUUUUUUUUUAAU